Messenger RNA from Gadus macrocephalus (Pacific cod), 3917 nucleotides. RefSeq names its product TBC1 domain family, member 31 (gene tbc1d31). The transcript has 23 exons. The record is from RefSeq and is a predicted model, not a curated record. Bases 350 to 3598 code for a protein of 1082 amino acids. Gene Ontology annotation, cellular component: centrosome. NCBI's taxonomy places the organism in Eukaryota, Metazoa, Chordata, Actinopteri, Gadiformes, Gadidae. Gene Ontology annotation, molecular function: protein binding.
GCAUGUCUUUGUUGAUCAACAUGACGUACUCUAAAUGCGACAACAUAACCGCCUUAAAAUCAUAAAAAGAAUAACUAACUAGCUCUAAAAAAAGUUGACAAGGAAAGGGAGUUGUACAACAUUUACAACUGGCCUUAUUCUAACUUCUGCUGUGAAACUAUGUUUAAAACUUAGUUUCUCCGCCCUCCAGGUGGAAAGAUACAAUUUGGCUUGUUAAAUUUCGCGCUUGUAACUCCGCCACUGGAUAGGCUGGGGAUUAGGAGUCCUAUCAAAUAGGCCUCGCUGAUUCAGACGGGUUUAUCACCUCUAAAAGUGGAUAUAGUCUUCUGUACCGUCGCAGUUGAUCAACAUGCAGGUGACUGACAUUGGAAACAAAGAGGAAGGGAAAAUAUGGCAUCGAAAACCUGCACAAAACAAGUGCCUAUUCAUAACAGUAGUCCGCAGUGGCAAACAGGGCAAGACCGUGCGCUUCCACCAUGUGACUUUUGACACCACCGGGGAGUCGUUCCUUGCUGGGGAUCACCAUGGCAACAUCUAUGUCUUUGACAUCAGUAGAAACAGGUUCCGUCUGGUCCAGAAGACGGGUCUAGCCUGCACCGCCCUGGCCUUCAGCCUCCGCAGAACCACAGAGUUUCUGGUGGCCCUAGCUGAUUACUCCAUCAAAUGCUUUGACAAAGACACCAAGCAGCUCGUCAGUUGGAUGCGCGGCCACGAGGGCGCAGUCUCUUCUAUUUCUGUACACGGUUCCGGCCGCUACGCCAUCACCACGUCCUCGGACACGGCCCAGCUGUGGGACCUCGACACCUUCCAGCGCAAGAGGAAGCUCAACAUACGACAGUCUGUGGGCAUCCAGAAGGUGUUUUUCCUGCCGCUGGGCAACACUAUCCUCAGCUGUUUCAGCGAUGACUCCAUCUUUGCGUGGGAGAGCGAGUCGCUCUCCUGUAAGUACCAGCUACCCGUCCCUGAGGAGGGUCCGCGCGUCCACUACAAGGCCUUCGCUGUCACGCGCGACGGUAAGAAUCUGGCCGCAGGCGGGCGGUCCAACCUGCUCCAUCUGUGGUGCCUGGACAGCAGGCAGUUGGUUAGAGUGCUGCAGAUGCCAGCUGUGGUCCGAACGGUCCGACAACUGCACUUCUUGCCGGACAGCUUUGACGGCGGUGCCAGCCAGACCCUGGGCGUGCUCAGUCAGGACGGAGUGAUGCGCUUCGUCAACAUCCACACCUGUAAGCUGCUCUUUCACCUGGGCUCCACUGACCAGGCCAUCACCACGGCAACCGUCAGCCCCAACGGACGCCAUGUUGCUGCUGUCAUGGACGACGGCAGCAUCAAUGUCUACAGCGUCCACAGCCUGAGCCAGGACCUCAACAAGCCCCCUGCUCUCCGGACGACGGUGGUCUCAUGCUGUGAGGAGGGGGACUCGACCUCCCACCUCACGGUCAAGGUGAGGUCAGAGGUCAAACAGAGGCCGGUCAAAACCUCCGGCAGGAGACCCCGGGCCAAGGCCCACAGACCACCUGCUGUCGACUCUCUGACGGACGACAAAGAGAACGAGCUGCCGGCUGGCCUGAAUAAGAAGAGGCUGGUGGCCCUGCUCCAGGCCUUCGGUGAAUACCCUGCUAAAUACAGGAUGUUUGUGUGGCGCUCUCUGCUGUGUCUCCCAGAGAACCAUGGGGCCUACAGCAGUCUGACCGACAAAGGGCUCCACGGAGCCUACCUCAGCCUGCACAACAAGUACCCCAUCAAGAGCCACAAGCUGCAGAGAGGGCUGCAGAGGGUGUUGUCAGCUCUGGCCCACUGGGCGGCCAUCUUUGGAGAGACGGAGUACCUUCCCCUGGUGGCGUUCCCUUUCGUCAAGCUGUUCCAGAACAACCCGCUCCUCUGCUUCGAGGUGGUGGCCACCGUGAUAGUGAACUGGUGCCAGCACUGGUUCGAGUACUUCCCCAACCCGCCCCUGAACGUGUUGAGCAUGGCGGAGAACGUGCUGGCCCACCACGACCCGGAGCUGCUCCAGCACCUGGCGGAACGGGGCAUCACCUCCCAGCUCUACAUAUGGCCCCUGCUGGAGACGUUGUUCUCGGAGGUGCUGACGCGGGACGAGUGGCUCCGCCUCUUCGACAACGUCUUCUCCAACCACCCGGGCUUCCUGCUCAUGGCCUGUGUGGCCUACGUCACCUGCUGCCGCGCUCCCCUCCUCCUCUGCACCCAGAAACAAGACUUUGAGUACUUCUUCCACCACCGUAACAACCUGGACAUGGGCUCCCUGGUCCAGGAGGCCUACCGCCUGACGGCCAGCACCCCCACCCCCAUCCACCCCCGGGGCCUGCUGGCCGCCUUCAGCCCCCUGACCCGGGGCCAGUACCCCGUGUUCAACCACUACCCGGAGUUCGUCGUGCAGUACCACGGCCGCGAGCGGGAGCGCAUCAGGCAGCAGGAGCUGGAGUACCUGCAGGAGAGACAGGCUGUGUCGGAGCUGCGCGCUGAAUGUGUCCGCCGACAGGCGUCCGAGGAGGCCUACUACGCACAAGAGGAGCUCUUGAGGCAGGCAGAAGAACAGCGCAGAAACAUCCUGGCCCAGGAGGAGGAAAAGCUAACGCAACAGAGGACAAGGCUGGGGGCGAUGAAGAGGGAGAUGAAGCUGAAGGAGCUGCAUCUGACGGACGUGUCCCGGAGGAGGUUCCUCACCCACCAGCAGGAGCUCAGGGCCUCCCACCUCCAGAAACUGGACCGGGACAUCAGCAGGAAGAUGGACCUCCGGGAGCAGGAGACGGCGGCGGCGGUGCAGGACCUGGAGAUCCGCCAGAUAGAGCUGGAGACCCAGAGGAAGCUCCUGGAGCAGGAGCUCCUGAAGGAGCAGGUGAGAGUGGGACGCCAGGUGGAGGAGGAGGUGGAGGUGAGGAUGAGGAGGGCCGAGAGAGACGAAGGGGAUAACAGGGACCUGCUCCAGGACGCCGAGACCAACCUGCAGGCCCUGGAGGAGUCGCUGGCGGAGGCGUGCCAGCUGGGCGUGGACAGGGACUGGGAGCGGGAGGUGGGCCAGAGAAUGGAGGGUCUGGCCGUGGACGGAGAGAGGAAGAGAGAGCGGCUGGCAGAGGUCCACACGGAGACCCUCUGUCAGCAGCACCGGCUGCUCAACACCGUCGGAGACAUGCACGGCUGGAAGUGGGACGAAGUGAUGAGUGCCAGAGCACAGCUACAGGAAGAAGCACAGCCCUCGACCUCUGCCAACACAGACCCUGAGAGGCCGGUGACCCUGAGGUCCCCCUGCCCCACGAGAGGCCUUCCCCUGAGACCCAGUGCUGGGGCGACCGUCUCUCAACCUCAUGCUAACGCCACUGCUACCGCUAGCCCGGCGGGAGGCGGCGGCGGCGGCGGCGGCCUGCGUCUCAACAGCCCAUCCCCUCCUGGUAGCACGUCCACCAACUUUUCCCUGGACCGCGGCCGGGCCCAUCUGGACAGCGGCGAGCGGCAGUUGAUGAGGGACGUCCGGGAAUUGAGACGGAAGCUCGCCAGCGCUCAGGCCCGGGGAGGAAGAGGAGGAGCCAGCGACUCUGCUGCUUCCUCACAAGCAGCCUGGUCACCAACACCCGCCCCACAGUGACCUUCUGCCUCACCUUAACGUGCUUGUGGAUGAUGGAGUCCAUGCAUCAUAUAGGAGUUCAGCCUCAGGGCUUUGUGCUAGGCAGGCAGGAUGUUAUGCCAUGGGGGUCUUAUCUGUGUCUUGACAGUCAAGAAGCUUUCGGAGACAUGGGAACUUAAAUGACUUUAAAAUGCUAUUUUAACAUCCCGUGGUUUCAGUGAUUUCUGUAAAUAUUUGUUUUAACAUGUUUUUUUAUCGUCAUUUAGAUUUAAUGUAUUUUGUGUUGUGCUGUGAGGACAUUUUGACACUUUGAUUAAAAAUAAUGGAAAUUUAUUCCUUG